Neocloeon triangulifer is the source of this 2054-nucleotide messenger RNA. Its product is annotated as sphingomyelin phosphodiesterase-like. The record is from RefSeq and is a predicted model, not a curated record. Gene Ontology annotation, molecular function: acid sphingomyelin phosphodiesterase activity. Bases 30 to 1967 code for a protein of 645 amino acids. Gene Ontology annotation, cellular component: lysosome. The transcript has 10 exons. Lineage: Eukaryota; Metazoa; Arthropoda; Insecta; Ephemeroptera; Baetidae. Gene Ontology annotation, biological process: sphingomyelin catabolic process; ceramide biosynthetic process.
CCGUUGACACUCAACACACCGUUGAAGAAAUGGGCGCUUCACUUUUCUUCGGUGCGAUUUUCUGCUUCCUUGCUUGGCAAAAUGUCGUGGGCUCUGGUUUGGCCCAAAAUAAGUAUUUGCGUGCAGCCACGGGCAGCAGAAAUUAUGUCUAUUACGACAACUUGGUUAAGGCUUACGAGUUGGAUUCGCGGAUUAGAAAAUUUAUAAGCGUAAAAACUGGACUGCAAAGAGCCGAGGUGGAACAAAACACAGAACCAAGUGACUCUGAAUUAGAUGGCAUAUUGAGCUGCGGAAUGUGCUACCUGGCGGCCAACACCGUCCUGACUUGGAUCAAUGAGGGAGCGACGAAGGAGGAGAUGGUUGAAAGGAUAGUCACCUUGUGCGUGACCAUGAACUUGCAGAAGGAGCAUAUCUGCAGGGGAAUCGCCGAAGCUCACGCGGACAUGGCCAUUUGGAUGGUGAACAAAAAGAAAGGCACCGACAAUCCGAUCACAGCCGAGGCGGUUUGCGGGUUUGCGCUUUUCCCACAGUGUCCUCUGGAAGGACCGCUUUACACUUGGUCGCUGGACUUUGAAUUUACGGGGCCGAAGCCGGAACUUCUUGAAGAGCAUCCUAUCCCAGAAGACGCCCCAACAUUAAAAGUGCUCCACUUGACAGAUGUGCACGUCGACCCUCACUACACCCCUGGGUCGAAUGCCGAAUGUGACGAGCCGAUGUGCUGCAGAAAAGAUCAAGGCGAAGUAAAAGAUCCCAAGGACGCGGCGGGAUUUUGGGGUGACUACAGAAAUUGCGACACCCCAAUGCACGCUUUCAAAGAUCUCAUCAAACACGCUGCUAAACAACACACAAAUCUCGACUACGUGAUUUUUACCGGCGACGUAAUUGACCACUUCAUUUGGGCGACCGGCAAACAGUCCAACGUAGAAACAAUAAAAACCGUGAUGGAGGAAAUGAAGCAGGCCUUCAGCGUCCCGAUUUUACCAAUAAUUGGCAACCACGAAGCGCAUCCAGUUAACGUAUUUUCAGGUCUCCAUCCUGAAAUUCCCGAAGAGCUUUCUUCCAACUGGGUGUACGCAUUAGCUGCUGAAAUGUGGUUGCCAGAAAUGACAGAGGCUUCGAAAGAGACCGUGAGAAAGGGUGGUUUUUACGCACACGAAAUAAAACCAGGCUUGGUCGUCAUAGCCAUCAACAAUAACUACUGCUAUCAUCUAAAUUGGUGGCUGCUUUACGAUAAUAAGGAUCCCACCGGACAACUGCAAUGGCUCGCCGAGCAACUUUUGGAGGCUGAAAAGGCACAGAAAAAAGUGCACAUUCUGGCUCACAUCCCCGCUGGCUCAAGUAGUUGCUGGGAUGUUUGGAGCAAAGAGUACAGAAAACUGAUCCACAGAUUUGAAAAUACAGUGGUGGCACAAUUUCAUGGCCAUACUCAUUACGAUCACUUUAAUUUGUACUACGAUUUGGAAAAUCCAAGCCGAGCGAUCAGUGCCGCAUUUGUCGGAGGUGGAGCGACGGCCUACACCGACGUUAAUCCCAACUACAGGGUUUACACAGUAGACGGAGUCAGGGAGGGCUCCACGUUUAGGGUACUGGACCACGAAACUUGGUACUACAACCUAACAGAGGCUAAUCUGGCGGGGCCGGACGUUCCCCCAAACUGGCAAAAGUUGUACAAUUUUAAAGAGGCCUACGGUCUUGCAUCUCUACACCCCAAAGAUUUGGACGCGUUCGUCACCAACCUUGUCAAGGACAAAGAUUUACAAGACAAAUAUUACGGUUACUACGUUAAACUCGGAGACUCGUCUUUGGAGAAAGGCUGCAAUGAUAAGUGUAGGAAGUCUCUAAUUUGCGACAUUGUGACUACGGUACACACGGAUGACGCGAAGUGCAAAUCUAUGCCUUUUGAAUCCAAUAACGCGUUGAAAAGGAAGAAGCGAGACAAAGAAGCUGCAAUACGGAUUGAAACAUAAAAAAAUCUAAACGGUUUUUAGCCGAGUGGCUCUGCUUUUAAUUUAUUUGUGCAUUAAAAAAAUAAAGAUUUCUUUGGAUAAUUAAAA